AUCAUAGAUGUUAGAUACUGUAUAAAUACAUUCUUGAUGACUCUACUUUGAACUGCUUGUGUGUUGGGAGAGGACGAUCAACGGGCCACAAUUCAUUUUCUUAGAACUACUUUUUUAUAUUUGACUUCACUGCUUGUUCCUAAAAGAGUAAAUAUGCCGGCAAACAACACGAAGAAAUGUCUUGAGAGUUUGACCAGAGACGAAAUGAAAAAGAUUUGGAGGUCUGUUGAUUGUGUCUGUUUUGAUGUCGACAGCACUGUCGUGCAGGAAGAGGGCAUUGAUGAAUUAGCAGAUUUCUGUGGAGUCGGAGAAGCUGUUAAGCAAUGGACCCUGCAAGCCAUGGGAGGAAAUAUACGGUUUAGGACAGCACUUGAAACCCGUCUAAAUAUGUGCAGCCCUACCUUAGAGCAGCUUGAACGCUGUAAAAAAGAACGUCCUCUGACUUUAACUGAAGGAGUAAGAGAUUUAAUCGCAUAUUUACACAUGGAGAAGAUUCCUGUAUUCUUGAUCAGUGGUGGUUUUAGGCAAUUAAAUGUACCUUUGGCCCAUCGUCUUAACAUUCCUUCUGAGAAUGUGUUCUCUGUGGAACUUUUAUUUGAUAGUGAUGGUCGAUAUCAUGGCUUCAAUAAAAACAAUCCUACUUCUGAUUCUGGAGGUAAAACAAAAAUUGUACAGCGUCUUAAAGACAAGUAUGGUUUCAAAAGAUUGGUCAUGAUUGGGGAUGGAGCAACUGAUAUGGAAACAUGUCCACCAGCUGAUGGUUUUAUAGGAUUUGGUGGAAAUGUUGUUCGAGAAAAAGUUCGCGAUCAUUCGCCGUGGUUUGUCAACAGUUUUCACGAACUGCUCAACGAAUUAAAAGUUGCUAAUUGAAUUGUCCACUCAAUGGUCCAUAGAAUUUUUAUGACGUUCGUUUUUGAAUCAAAAUUUCCGGAUAACUUUUAUCACACCUUAUGGAGAUGCCGUCUAUAAAUACUUAUAUAAGUUUGAAAAUUGGUAAAUGUAUAUAUGUAUAUGUAAUGCAAUUAUCAUUAACGAACAACACACAUGGUCAGGGGAUUGCAUAGGUCGUUUCUCAACUUCAGAAGUAUACAUUAUAUAAAAAAAAAGUAAAUUAAUUUAUUCUUGCAAUUACGAAAUACUCAAUUACACUCAGAAAUGAA
Molecule: messenger RNA, 1160 nt
Organism: Xenia sp. Carnegie-2017
Lineage: Eukaryota; Metazoa; Cnidaria; Anthozoa; Malacalcyonacea; Xeniidae
Product: phosphoserine phosphatase-like
Exons: 7
Coding region: 154-870 (238 amino acids)
Biological process (GO): dephosphorylation; L-serine biosynthetic process
Cellular component (GO): cytoplasm
Molecular function (GO): magnesium ion binding; L-phosphoserine phosphatase activity
Source: RefSeq, a predicted model, not a curated record